Messenger RNA from Lottia gigantea (owl limpet), 243 nucleotides. RefSeq lists its product as hypothetical. The transcript has a single exon. Lineage: Eukaryota; Metazoa; Mollusca; Gastropoda; Lottiidae. The record is from RefSeq and is a predicted model, not a curated record. The annotation marks the transcript as partial.
AAGCAAAAAAUUCAAGUUACUAGCUUGAAAAUUCAAGAUACUAACUUGAAAAUUCAAGAUACUAACUUGAAAAUUCAAGAUACUAACUUGAAAAUUCAAGAUACUAACUUGAAAAUUCCAGAUACUAACUUGAAAAUUCAAGAUACUAACUUGAAAAUUCAAGAUACUAACUUGAAAAUUCAAGAUACUAACUUGAAAAUUCAACAUACUAGCUUGAAAAUUAUUGAAAAUUCAACAUACUAG